Coregonus sp. 'balchen' is the source of this 2592-nucleotide messenger RNA. The record is from the annotation of a GenBank genome assembly. NCBI's taxonomy places the organism in Eukaryota, Metazoa, Chordata, Actinopteri, Salmoniformes, Salmonidae.
GGGGUCUCCAAUUUCAGCCCCUGACGUACUCCCUCCAGGGAGGAAACGGAGCUGCAAACCCAGUUCUGCUCGGCUGCCAGGGUAUAGGGCAGUGGGAGAGCCAAUCAACGAAUCGCGCAGCGCUCUCUUUAAGCCUGACAUAUCUCCAACAGGAACAAAUUGUCCCAACAAUCAACAUCCGAAUCUCCCGUGCGCAUCAGGGGUGGAGUGGAUAUUGUCCGGACGCCGGAUUGCAGUGGGUUCUGGAACACAAUAACAAACCAGUGAAGAAUAUUUAGACAGAAAAACAGCAUCCUUCUGGAUACCGGCGUUGGGCUGGGGAGUGAGACCCGACAUCAUGUCAAUACUACCUUCGUUUGGGUUUACCCAGGAGCAAGUCGCCUGCGUCUGCGAGGUCCUGCAACAAGGAGGUAACCUGGAGAGGCUCGGUCGUUUUCUAUGGUCUCUCCCAGCUUGUGACCACCUCCACAAGAAUGAAAGUGUACUGAAAGCAAAGGCGGUGGUCGCCUUCCACCGAGGGAACUUCAGAGAGCUCUAUAAGAUCCUGGAGAGCCACCAGUUUUCCCCACACAACCAUCCCAAGCUGCAGCAGCUGUGGCUGAAAGCGCAUUACGUGGAGGCGGAGAAAUUGCGCGGCCGACCGCUUGGAGCCGUGGGGAAGUACAGGGUACGAAGGAAAUUCCCUCUGCCCCGCACGAUCUGGGACGGCGAGGAGACCAGCUAUUGCUUUAAGGAGAAGUCCAGGGGUGUUCUUAGAGAGUGGUACACGCAUAACCCUUAUCCCUCCCCGCGAGAGAAAAGGGAGCUGGCCGAGGCCACGGGACUGACCACUACGCAGGUCAGCAACUGGUUCAAAAACAGACGCCAGAGAGACAGAGCCGCAGAAGCUAAAGAAAGGUAUGUUUUGACCAAAAAAGUACAAUAAAAUGUUGCCAUAGUAGGAUUAAUAGUAGGAUUGAAUAAACUAAACAUAUUCACAUGCGUCAUUUACGCAAGUGAUUAUGUUUAGUUUAUUUUGUUGAAUAAAUUCCCAACUAAUUGAUUUAAAGUGACAUGCCCUUAUGCAGAUUUUUCGAAGGCCCAACUAAUAUUAAAAUAUAUUUAUACUAAAGGUUUUAUCCAUUUUAAAUGACAAUUUAUCCACUGUAAAUUAAAUUUCAAACAUUUAGUGUGAUACCCCAAAACAAAAACCUAUGGCCUACAUACAUUUGAAAUGGAACCAAUGACAGACUAUUGACUGUAUCCUUAUAAUUUCGAUAGUGUUCUAAAUAUUUAUGGCAUCAGAAUAAGUUAUAGCUACUUAGACAGUGUUACAUGUACAAUUGGAGCUACAGGUCACGGGUUUCAGUGGUCAAGAUAUGGAAUCAGUAUGAUACAAGAUAUUAUUCUAAUGCAAUAAUUAAAAGUAUUGCGUGUGACCAAAAGUUUCAAUUUUGCAAUUGAAAUGUCAAAAUAAUAAAAACGGAUUGAAUAUAUUAUUUAUUGCAUUAUCCUAAAGUUUAAAUCAAUUUUGGAUUGGCUUGUUCUUGGCUUAUUAUUGAAAUGUCUAGCUUGUAUUUGGCCUAUAUCGAUUAUGUAAACCUGGGUCCAAAAUAGUUUAUUCACAACCUAAAAUCACCAACACGAAAUCAUGCAACAAACCAAUGAUGACAGUACUCAACUUUUGUAUAGUUCAAAUAAUUACAAGACAAUACGAGUGUUAGGAAUUGGUUGGGCUAUAUGCUGACUUGUUUCUUUUUGUGUUAAAAGCUUUAUAAUCCUCAAAGUGGUAUGAUAGUAUGCUAUAAACAUUUAUAUUUGUCAAUUUUUUAAAUAUCUUCCCUUCUCAGAGAAAACAGCGAAAACAACAACUCCGGCAACAACAAACAGAACCAGCUGUCUCCCCUCGAUGGCGGCAAGUCGCUCAUGUCCAGCUCGGAAGAUGAGUUCUCUCCACCACAAAGCCCUGAUCAGAACUCUGUGCUUUUGCUCCAGGGAAAUAUGAGUCACCCCGGCGUCUCCUCUUACCAUAUGACGGGCCUCGGUGGCGCACAGCCGGUGCAUGGAAUGCACGGACACCCGCACCAACUCCAAGACUCGUUGCUGGGACCUCUAACAUCGAGCCUUGUGGAUCUAGGCUCCUAAAGACAAACUGAUACUAUCUUUGAAAAGACUGAUAACUACCAGCUUGAGUACAUAUAUGAAAUUACACUAUGGUACCUUAUAACUAGACUGACCUCUGUCUGUCGUUAAAUUUGGUUAGAACUAUAACGCAAUUAUUUUAUGCGCUUAUCCUGACUUAGGAGGUACCCUCCUUCCCGUGAAAAUACAAUCAUACCCCCUUUUAUGAACUCUUAAGUCAACGAGACACUUAAACUGGACUGCCCUUUUGCUUAAUUUAUGAUAUUUUUUCUUCAGAUUAAAUUUAUAGCAACUUCCUGCUAUGGAAACUAAGAAGCGACGUUUUAAUUAAAAUCCUAAUUAGUUUCCAAUAAAACUAAAAGAGACGUCAAUUCUGUUUCAUGUGUAUUAUUUGUAUGUCCACUCAAUAAAAUAAAUAGCAUUAUAUCAUAGCCUAUAUCCAUCCCUCAAAGAUAUGUAGGGCAUGCAGAA